This is a messenger RNA of Ectocarpus siliculosus, 3255 nucleotides long. The record is from the annotation of a GenBank genome assembly. NCBI's taxonomy places the organism in Eukaryota, Phaeophyceae, Ectocarpales, Ectocarpaceae.
AUGGACAAGUACCACAUCUACGAGGAGGUGGGGUCGGGGCAGCACUCGCAGGUGUUCAAAGGGCGCGAGAAGAUGGAUAUCGAGUACGUGGCGAUCAAAAGGGUCGAGAAAAGCAGGAUGGAGAGCAUAGUGAAGGAGGUCCAGGUGAUCCAUCGCCUUAGCAGCCCUAACGUCCUCAAGUUCUACGACUGGUAUGAGACGAGGAACAACGUCUGGCUCAUCCUCGAGUUUUGCACCGGAGGAGACCUUCUGACGCUCAUCAAGCAGGACCACCAAGAGCCCGAGUCGGCGGUCCGGCUGUUCGGGGUGGACCUCCUCGCCGGCCUGCAGCAGACCCACGCGUGCGGGUACCUGCACGGGGACCUCCGGCCCUCGAACGUGCUCAUCGACGAGUAUGGCAUCCUCAAGCUCAGCGGCUUCGGCCUCGCGCGCGGCGUCUCGCGGGAGGACGAGGAGAAGGGGGAGGGCGAAGCGAGCUUGGACGGGGGCGGGGGCGUCGGCGGCGACAGCAGUAGAAGCGGUAGUAAGGUCGGUGGGGAGGGCUACUCACAACACCAGCACCAGGAGAAACAGCAGCACCGGAAGAAGCAGCAGCAGCAGGGUGGGGCUUCUGCGAAAGACGCGGCGGCGGCGGUCGUGGCGGAAGGCAGGGACCCGGCCUAUAUGGCGCCCGAGCUUUUUUCCGUCGGCGAGCAGGCGAUGAGCUUCGCCAGCGACUUCUGGUCGCUCGGGUGCGUGCUGUACGAGCUCCUCACCGGCGAGCCCCCUUUCCGCUCUUCUGCGUCCGCCACCGUCGCGGAGACGAUCGCGCGCGAGCACCCGCCGGGGCUGGACAAGGGGGAGUGGCAGGGGGCCCGAAUGAGCGCACCGUUCCGUGACCUCGUGAGUCGCCUCCUGGACAAGGACCCACGCGGGAGGCCCACGUGGCCGCAGCUCCUGGCGCACCCGUUCUGGGGCAGCUGCCAGACCCCAUCGGCCCUGGAGAUGCCUCCGCAGCCCCGCUUCGAUCGUGACCUCGGUCCGUGCUCGGGUGCUGCCGUGGGUUCGUCGAGUGCGGCUGUUGUCGCAGAGGUGGCCGAAGAUUCCUGCGGCCGCGCUGCUGCUGCUGCCGCUGUGGCCGGACGGGAAGAGGUGCGUGACCAGGCGGCAGGCGAAGCACGACCGCAAGAGCGACAGAAGGGAAGGGAAGGGGCGGAGGGGGCUGCGGAAGGAGGAGGAGGGCGUGGCGAUUUCGACCGGGCGUUUGGGGAUAGCGGGAUCGUAGAGGUGAUCGCGGAUGACGCUUCUCUGUCAUCGUCGUCGUCGUCAUCGUUGUCUCGUUCUUCUUCUUGCUGCUCUUUCUCCGCCGAAGGGCUGGCCAGCGUCAGCACGAUCGACAGCACCAGCAUGAGGAGGAGGGAGACGAGGGGGGUGACGGGGGAGUGGAAAAACGUGUCGGCCCUGUCGACGGAUGAGCUGCCGGCGGAGGUGGUGACCGAUGCGGAAGAAAACUCCUGCGACGGGGACGAAGAGGGUCGUACAAGAGAAGGGGAGGAAGACAGCGAUCAGUGGCGACAUGAACGUGAAGGAGGCCGAGAAGUCCCGGCGAAGGUGCGGGGUACUCUUGACGUGGGCGGGGUGAGAGCCGACUCCGCCCGCCACCACACGGGCCGAGAAAAAGAACCAGGAGAAGGGCCGGAGCUUGGGCUGGGCGGCAGCGUGCCACCGUCGACUAGACCGAUACCAAGAACAACCGCGACCGAACGGUGGAGAUCGGCGAACCAACGCCGUUCGCCGCGGGAUCGAGAGCCUCCCCUGACGGCGGGACAGCAUGGCCGUGACGGUUGCCGCCUAGACAAGCGCGCCAAUGGUGACAACCCCGUGUUGGUUCGGGCUCCAGUGGUAUCGCAAGGGGUAACGGCGGGAGAGGGGGGACGGCGGGGAGCGUCAUUGCCUCCGUCGACGGCGGUAGCGGCAACCGCGAGCACGAGCCAGGCUCGACUGGAGGAGCAACAAUCGGCGGCGGCGGCGGCGGUGGCGGUGCGGCGAAGAGCACCGUGCCACGACGGACUCGUCCUCUCUCGAGGCUGCGGCGAGACGGCAACAACAACAACAACAACAGGAGGAGGAGGAGGAGGAGGAGGAGCGGUUAUCUCAGAGGGCGCCGAUGUUUCUUCUCCCGGAGGGAUCUCGAGAGGGAGGAGGAGGAGGAGGAGAGAGAACGGUGCCGUCGGGUACGAUGCCAACGGAGGUGGUGUCAGCAAUAGCGCCGCCGACGCCGCUGACGCCGCCGCCGCGAAGAGAGCGGCAGCGGUGGAGGCGCUGAACGGCCUCCGCCUGCGAGGGAGAAUCCCCCCCGUGCGGCGGGGGGGCGGAGGAGGAGGUGGAGGAGGAGGAGGAGGGAGGGGGGCAGCAGCAACUAGAGAACGAGGAGCGGCGGCCGGGGGGAGAAAGUCGCCGACGAUGUUGUCGGUGGCGGUCUCGGUGGCGUCGGAGGUGUCGUCCUCCGUGGGAGAGCAGUACGGGAGCAGCUUCGAGGAGGACACGGAGGGAAGCAGCUCUUGCAGCGCCGCGGGCAGUGGUGGUGGUGGUGGUGGUGGGUGGGGACCUGAGUCGGCUUCGGGGGCGCCAAUGAUGGCGGUGUCGUCGUCGGUGCCGCCGGAGAGAAAGCACAGGUCGAAGGGCGGGGGUGGUGGUGGAGGUGGUGGCGAGCAAGGCGUAGGAUAUUUUGUGAGGACGCCGGGGUCGGUAGGGACGGAGACCACGGCGACUCCGUCAUCGGCCGGCAUGGCUCCCUCUUCUCGGAGAGGCAGGGAACACUCCAGCGGUGGCGGCGGCGGCGGUGAAGGGGGGUGUAGGUUGGACCGAACACCUUUUCCUUCGGGCGGGUCUUCCGCGGGAUCAGCGGGGUCGGGUUGUGGCGGGGACGCCACCCCUCACGCUGCGGCUGGUCCAGAUGGCGGCGGCGGCGGCAGAAACGAGUUCGCGGCGACUGCCUUGAGCUUUCGGAGGGCGGCGGGCUGCUUCUCCUACCCCGCGCCGUCGGAGCGCGUGUCCUCUUCGUCGUGGACGCUCUCGGCCGAAGCGUCGUCGAGCUUCCGAGGUUCCCGGGAGGUCGUGGACGAGGCCUACGGUGUGGAGGAGAGGGAAGGAAAGAGCGGGAACAGCGCCAUGAAGACUCCGGCACCGGGGGACACGCAAGUCGCGCCUGACUCCAAGAAGCGGGGUCGCCGCGUGGGGGGUAGGAGGCGGGGGCGAGACGGGGAGACCGGCUAG